AUGCUGCGCUUCUGCCCCCAGGUACCGCAUUGUAUACUGUUCCCGCUGAUGUUACUCCCAUCACUGCUUAGCACAGGGAACUUCCUAUACAUGUACCCUGACUGGGAAAACUACCAUGGACUUGGCUUGGACUCCAGAACUUUCCAUCAUCAUGAAGACCAGAACCCAAGGCAUAUGAGGCACCAAAGGAAUUCGAAUCAGGAACCAUGCCUGGCCACUCCUGACAUCUACUUUGUUUUGGAUAAGUCUGAUCGCAUGGCGCGCGGCUGGCCCUACGUUUCCCAGUUUGUGGAGGAUAUGGUGCAGAGAUUAUCAAACCAGGAUCUGCGGGUGUCAUUCAUCUCCUUCUCCUGUAAAGGCAACAUCAUCCUGCCUAUCACUGGGAACAGAGAAGAAAUCAAGAAGGGUCUUCAAAGACUGAAGAAUACUAUACCUGCAGGACAUGAAGAACUUUUCCAAGGAUUGUGGAAGGCAAAUAAACAGAUAAAAAAGGUCAACUCAGGAGGUGUCCACCGUCCCAGCAUGAUCAUCUCCGUACUCUUCAGCCCUCUGGAUGAUAUUACCUAUAAUUAUUCGUUGGAAGAGGUUGAUACCAUUCGGAAAAUGGGAACGACCAUUUACAGUGUGGGUCUGGGCCUGUCUGAGGAAGAUCAGGUAAGAGUCCAGGUGACCACGUGCUCCUCUGAGCCCCAGCUGAAGAACACCCUCCCAGAGGUAGUCCUCUCAUUCUCCCGGGGAUGUGGGCAACAGGUGACCACUGCUGCGAUAAGAGGACUGGCAGGAAAACCAGAAAAUGCAUUUCCAAAUAAGAAAGCUGAGGAAAUGACGGACCUCAUUACCCCGUUAGCUUCCAAGAUCUGUCCGUCCCUUACAUCUUCAGACACACGCUUUAUAUGUAUGGGAGAAUCAACCCCAGUGGUACUUCGUGGAAAAGGCUUUGACUUUGCCAUGAGGAAAGAAGAUGUUAUUUGCAGGUUCCAUUUCAUGGACAUAAACAAGACUUUCACGGAUUUCAAAGCCUUCAAUUUAACCAACACGACUGUUACGUGUCCUGGGCCGAUUGUAGGUGAACCAGGAAAAAUGAUCCAUGUUGAACUCAGCCUGGACAAUGGAAAAAACUUCAUGAAUAAAAAUUUAUACGUUGCCAGCAAAACAUGUGAUGUAUUUCUGGAGGUGGUGGCAUCUAACCUUUCCUUCUCACAGGGUGCAACUUUCCCACCUACAGUUAAACCCACCACUAGGAGGCACACAACUCCGAGCACUUCUACAACUACCACAACUCCAUCUAUCAAGACUAUACCUACCAUAACAACUCUACCGACAACUGAAAGCCCCACCACAGAGGUACUGAAGCCAAGCAUUGGUGGAUACAUUUUUUCUCCUAUAAUCCUGUUCCUGGUGCUGACUACAAUGCUGGCUGGUUGUUUCUGGCAGCUGUGCUGUCAUCCGCCUGUCGAGGAGGAGCUGCCUAAGCCAGAACCACAGCCCAGAGAGAAGAAACAGCCCCCUCUGCCAGUGUCUCUUCCGCCUGAGGACCCCUCUCCCAUUGUGAUCGUCUGCUGCUGUGAAUGUUGUUGCUUGUAUGUGAGCAGUGACACAGAGCUGCUCCAGGUUGCAGAUGGUUCCCUCCUGGGAUCCCACAGCCCUGCUGCCAGUCCCAUCUACGCCGUGGACCUCUGA
This is a messenger RNA of Psammomys obesus (fat sand rat), 1680 nucleotides long. RefSeq names its product anthrax toxin receptor-like. NCBI's taxonomy places the organism in Eukaryota, Metazoa, Chordata, Mammalia, Rodentia, Muridae. Gene Ontology annotation, cellular component: membrane. The record is from RefSeq and is a predicted model, not a curated record. The transcript has 16 exons. Gene Ontology annotation, molecular function: signaling receptor activity. The coding region runs from base 1 to 1680 and encodes 559 amino acids.